Messenger RNA from Nestor notabilis (Kea), 2080 nucleotides. RefSeq names its product chromosome unknown open reading frame, human C12orf40 (gene REDIC1). The record is from RefSeq and is a predicted model, not a curated record. The annotation marks the transcript as partial. The transcript has 12 exons. NCBI's taxonomy places the organism in Eukaryota, Metazoa, Chordata, Aves, Psittaciformes, Psittacidae.
GAGCAGAAUCAUACUAAAGCAGGAAAGGAGAAAGCAAAAGGAAUUCUUUGAAAAGAAGAAACUUAAAGCCAAGAUGAAGCUUCUGGGAGUGUCAUCUCCUAAAAGUUCAGCAGUCAGUUUAGAUCUCCUCAAUCUAUAUGUUGUUAACCAGAUAUCAACCAAAAAAGACAACACUGUGAACAUGAGGAAGCCAGUCCACAUUGAUAUCACUGAAGAUGUAAAAAUACCUGUCAGGAGGCACAGCAUAGAGCUUCCCUUGUCACCAUCACGUACACAACGUAUGCCUAACUUAGAUGACAUCCAGAACAGGUUACAAAAGCAAGUUUUGGACAGCAGAAGGCAGCAUCUCUCUGAGAAAAUAAAAUACCAGCAUAAUUUAUCACAAGUAACAGAAUUAACAUAUGCUGACUCUAGUAUGGAAUGUGAAGACAACACAGCAAGUGCUUUUGAUGCCUGUCCAUUGUCCUCUUCUGUCUGUUGGUCCUCUAAUUGUACACAGCUUUCAGAAGAGAAUUUCAACACAAACCUACUAGGCAACACUUGGGAAGAGACCUAUGAAGAGAAUUUGCAAACCCAGCCAGGAAAUAGUUCUGAUCAAGACUCUUGGUUUACAAAACCUCCAAGCCAGUCUGUUUUCAGGAAGUCUGAUACAGUGCCUCGGGAACUGUUAAAGCCGUUGCAUAGGCUAGACUAUAUGAAUUUUUCCAGGAAAAAUCCAGUGAUAAUAACCAGAAAUGAAUCAGAAAACAGUGAAGGAAUAAAAGAAGCAUUGUUUGAUGUUGUGAAAGAAAAUUCAGAACCGAAAGCUAACCAAGAUGGAAGUGAUUGUUCCUUUAUGGCACUGUUUGAAGAUGAGAGCCAACCAAUCCAUAUUAAUCCUCCCACAAAGCAUUUUAAUCCUUUUGUUAACCAAUGCAGCACUGACAUGUUUUUCACAGAUCCUGAUGAUAGAAAGGAAAUGACCAACAAAAAUUAUCCUUAUUAUGCUAGAGAGGCUUACCCUGCAAUCAAUGAAAUAAAAAGUUCUGCAGACAGCCACCUUGAAGGCAUUUACACAGCUCCAGAACAGGUUUUACCUAGAAGCAGUAAUGUCUCCAGUGCAAACUAUGAGAAAAGCAGUGGACUUCAUAACAUUCCCCUGCAGGACUGUCAGGAGGGACAGCACUACUUCAUACCCUCUGAAAGGAAAGGAAAAUCUGCAAACCUUGAAAAAAUCGAGACUUCAGCUUUUCACCAUGAUCAGUGGAUUAACUUAAAGGAGAAUGUGCAGAACUAUUCAAGACAAAAAAGUGAUGACGAGUCUGUGAGAGAAUCAGCCUGGAAACAGAACCAGCUCUUUGGAUUUCAAGAGUUCACAACAGCACAGGAGAACAAGUUCAGAGUGAGUUCAAGUCUGCACCAGAUGGAGAAGGAUGUGGAGUCAUCACUCAGCAGCCAGUCUCCCAGUUACUCUCCAAGGCAAACAGAGAGCUAUUUCAGCUCUAGUCCUGACAUGUCUGAAGAGGAUGACACAGCCCAAAAGAUGACAUAUAGGAAUGAACAGUCCUUGAAGAAAGAUGAUGCCAACCUAGCCUCAGGAAGCACAGAGCCCCCUCAGACCUUGCACGCUGGAAAUGUGCCUCUCCAGCCCAGCAGUAUUUUGACUAGAGAAGCAGCAAACCAUCCUCGGGAGAAAGACUUUACUUUAUGCGCCCCAGAGGAGGAAAAUAAAACCCACACUGCCCCACCUGAGGGCAGCUCGUUACACCAAGCCCAGAAGGGAGAGCCUGUCACCCGCAGUAGCUGGCGUGAUGCCUGGGUGCAGACGGAAGGCUCUGUUACACAAGUAGAGAAGGUGGAUGCUGCCACCCAGUGUGGCCCUAUACCGGUGUGCUGCUGUGGGCGCUCCCUCCCCUCGGCCCCCAGCACCGCUGGAGGGCACAAAGUGCCAGCGCAGGAGGAGAUGCAGCCUCCGGGCUCCGGCACCGCGGCAACACCCGCCGCGUUUUCUUCUGGAGCCGAGUAUCUGAGUUUGGCUGGCAGAACGACUCUAGACGUGCUGAACUACAUUGAUAUAAUGAAGGAGAGAGAGAAGCAGUGA